Tauraco erythrolophus (red-crested turaco) is the source of this 1567-nucleotide messenger RNA. The record is from RefSeq and is a predicted model, not a curated record. NCBI's taxonomy places the organism in Eukaryota, Metazoa, Chordata, Aves, Musophagiformes, Musophagidae.
AAGUAGCCUGAGUUUGGAUGACUUCCGGACCACACAGAAGAGAGGAGAAUCAUUUGGAAUCAGCAGAAUAGGCAACAAAAUAAAAGGUGUAUUCAAGAGUUCUGCGAUGGAAGGAGCUAUGUUGCCUAACUAUAACUUAAAUGAAGGAGAAGAUGACUUUAUUGAAGAAGGCGUUAUGGUGAUGGAAGAUGAUUCUCCUGAGGAGGCUGUUAGUACCCCAAAUACACCCCGCAACCUUGCUGCAUGGAAAAUUAGCAUCCCAUAUGUAGAUUUUUUUGAUGAUCCAUCCUUGGAAAGAAAAGACAGAAAGGAGAGAAUUCCUGUGUUCUGCAUUGAUGUAGAAAGAAAUGAUAGAAGGGCAGUUGGGCAUGAACCUGAACACUGGUCUGUCUACAGGAGAUAUCUUGAAUUUUAUGUGCUUGAGUCAAAGCUAACAGAAUUUCACGGUACGUUUCCUGAUGCUCAGCUUCCCUCAAAGAGAAUCAUUGGCCCCAAGAACUACGAGUUCUUAAAAUCCAAGAGAGAAGAGUUUCAGGAAUAUCUGCAGAAACUUCUGCAACAUCCAGAACUAAGUAACAGCCAACUUUUAGCUGACUUCCUGUCCCCUAAUGGAGGAGAGACUCAGUUUCUUGAUAAAAUGUUGCCUGAUGUGAAUCUUGGUAAAAUUAUAAAAUCUGUUCCAGGAAAGCUGAUGAAAGAGAAAGGUCAGCAUUUAGAGCCAUUCAUCAUGAAUUUUAUCAACUCCUGUGAAUCUCCCAAGCCUAAACCAAGUAGGCCUGAACUUACCAUUUUGAGUCCCACUUCUGAAAACAACAAGAAGCUUUUCAAUGAUUUAUUCAAGAAUAAUGCAAACCGGUCUGAGAAUACAGAAAGACGACAAAAUCAGAACUACUUCAUGGAAAUGAUGACGGUAGAAGGAGUCUAUGACUACUUAAUGUAUGUUGGUAGAGUAGUUUUCCACAUUCCUGACUGGCUGCAUCAUCUCUUGAUGGGAGGAAGAAUUCUCUUCAAAAAUACAUUGGAACUGUACACAGACUAUUAUUUGCAUUUUAAGUUAGAACAGCUCUUUCAGGAGCACCGGUUGGUUUCUCUGAUAACACUGCUGAGAGAUGCCGUGUUCUGUGAGAAUACCGAACCUCGUUCUCUGCAGGACAAACAGAAGCGAGCAAAGCAGACUUUUGAAGAAAUGAUGAGAUACAUUCCAGAUUUAAUAGGCAAGUGCAUUGGGGAAGAGGCUAAAUACGAAGGCAUCAGGCUUCUGUUCGACGGAAUGCAGCAACCAGUGCUCAACAAACAGUUAACUUACGUUCUGCUGGACAUUGGGAUUCAAGAACUCUUUCCAGAGCUGAGUAAGGGUCCAAAGGAAGCUAGCUCCGUGUCGUGCUGGAUGUGAAUGCAGGAACUUGCUGGACACCCAGUAGAAACAUCUGCUGUGAACUACUGUAAUGGACAUGUGACGUUUUAACCUUGCAUUGUAUAUUUUCUUGUAAAUAACAUAAAAUUUAAGUUCUAAAAAAAUCUCUUUAUGCAAUAAAGACAUUAAAAUUUAAUACCCAUUACAAGUAAA